AUGGAUUCUCCUCGGAAGCAGCACAUUCCAUUCUACUUAAACCGUUUUGAUGAGGAACCCGGAUACUUCAAUCUGCCUUUAAAAGUACGGCAUCAUUGGUUGCCUCGUUUGUUUCAUGCCGGCGCUAGGCACGUAUUCUCAGGUCAUCUUCAUUACAACUGUACAGCUACAUGGCUACCCGGACCUGGUAUAUCAGAAAGUCUUGAGUUGGUAACUACUUCAUCGACUGGCGCCCAGUUAGGCUCUGACGCUCCUGGCUUCCGCCUUAUUAGCCUGGAUCCACAUUCGGCUCGUCUUCGGCAUCGAUAUUUCGCACUCUCGGAGGCAGAAGCCUUGGUAGCUGAUGGUAGAUCUAUCUGUAUCGAUUCGUGA
Molecule: messenger RNA, 372 nt
Organism: Protopolystoma xenopodis
Lineage: Eukaryota; Metazoa; Platyhelminthes; Monogenea; Polystomatidea; Polystomatidae
Source: the annotation of a GenBank genome assembly